GAUGUCAUCAUGGAGCGCCGCCGGGGCUGUCCAGCAGGGGUCGCUGGUGUGAGCAAAGUUUCAUAAGCAGCAGAGCAGGCAGAGAGAGGAGCAGGGAAGUUACCAUAAUGUCACUAACUGGAAGUUCAUUGCGCCUGUUAAGAAGUGUGAGACAUGGCAUCCAGGUGUGUGCGGUAAGGGCGCAGGGCACCGCCGCCAAGCAGAAAGAUGCCAGCGUACAGAAGGAAAAGAAAAGCGCAAAACCCCAGGCGCUCUUUGAUUGGCGGGACGCUCUCUGUCUGGACUCCCAGCUGACAGAAGAUGAGAUCAUGAUUAGAGACAGCUUCCGAUCUUACUGCCAGGAGAAGCUGAUGCCCAGAAUCCUCAUGGCUAACCGGCAGGAAGCAUUUGACCGGGAGAUUAUAUCCGAGCUGGGAGAACUCGGUGUCCUGGGAUCUACUAUUAAAGGUUACGGUUGUGCCGGGACUUCCUACGUGGCAUAUGGACUCUUGGCGAGGGAGGUGGAGAGGGUGGACAGCAGCUAUCGCUCAGUGAUGAGUGUCCAGUCCUCGUUGGUUAUGCAUCCGAUCGCCGCCUAUGGGUCAGAGGAACAGAAACAGAAAUUUCUGCCCGGAUUGGCCAGAGGAGAGUUGUUGGGCUGUUUUGGCCUCACCGAGCCCAAUCAUGGCAGUGACCCGGGUGGAAUGGAGACCAGAGCACGAUACAACCCGACCAGCAAAACCUACACACUUAACGGAUCCAAAACCUGGAUCACCAAUUCCCCCAUUGCAGACCUGUGUGUGGUGUGGGCAGUGUGUGAAGAUGGCAAAGUUCGCGGCUUCUUAAUAGAGAGAGGAACAAAGGGUCUGUCCACCCCCAAAAUUGAGGGGAAGUUUUCUCUGAGGGCUUCUGCCACUGGAAUGAUUCUGAUGGAUGACGUGGAAAUACCGGAGGAAAACCUUCUGCCCAAUGUGUCUGGGAUGGGGGGGCCAUUUGGGUGUCUGAAUAACGCCCGAUAUGGAAUAGCUUGGGGUGCUCUGGGUGCUGCGGAGUUCUGCUUCCAUACAGCCAGACAGUACACGCUGGACAGAAUUCAGUUUGGUGUUCCGCUCGCCAGGAACCAGCUGAUUCAGAAGAAGCUGGCGGAUAUGCUGACGGAGAUCACCAUCGGUCUGCAGGCCUGCCUACAGUUGGGGAGACUGAAAGACGAGGACAAAGCUGCUCCAGAAAUGAUCUCUCUUCUGAAGAGGAACUCGUGUGGAAAGUCCUUGGAUAUCGCUCGUCAGGCUCGGGACAUGCUUGGCGGUAAUGGGAUUUGUGACGAGUAUCACAUAAUCAGACACGUUAUGAACCUGGAGGCUGUGAACACGUAUGAAGGUACACACGACGUCCACGCCUUGAUCCUGGGACGCGCUAUAACGGGUUUACAGUCUUUUACUGUCAACAAAUAACGAAUCCUAAACAAUCAGCCUGAUUUUUUUUUUUUUUAGAAAGUUAAUGAAUAUAUUUCUAAGCUGCCAGCCAGAACUCUUGUCAUUAGUUAAUAAAGCUACAUACAUUCAAAGUACAGCAAGAUUUCCAAUGGACUUUGCCACACUACAUAUUUGAAAAUGCGGUUUAUAUCCCAAUUGUGAUUCACGGACACAAUUAAUAUUACUUUUGUUGAUUCCAGUUGUUACUGAACUAGAACUUAAAACUCUCUGUAAAAACGAUCAAAAUAUGUCUUUUUGUUCAAAGUCUAUCAUCAAAAUAAAACAAAAUUUUUGUAAGACA
Molecule: messenger RNA, 1752 nt
Organism: Rana temporaria (common frog)
Lineage: Eukaryota; Metazoa; Chordata; Amphibia; Anura; Ranidae
Gene: GCDH
Product: glutaryl-CoA dehydrogenase
Exons: 12
Coding region: 108-1430 (440 amino acids)
Biological process (GO): fatty-acyl-CoA biosynthetic process; fatty acid beta-oxidation using acyl-CoA dehydrogenase
Cellular component (GO): mitochondrial inner membrane
Molecular function (GO): glutaryl-CoA dehydrogenase activity; fatty-acyl-CoA binding; flavin adenine dinucleotide binding
Source: RefSeq, a predicted model, not a curated record